Cotesia congregata is the source of this 1545-nucleotide messenger RNA. NCBI's taxonomy places the organism in Eukaryota, Metazoa, Arthropoda, Insecta, Hymenoptera, Braconidae. The record is from the annotation of a GenBank genome assembly.
AUGGUUGCUUCUAAAUUUCAUGGGAAAUCUGGUAAAAAGACUGUAUCAGAAAAUGCAAAGCUUGAAACAGUAUCAGUUGACGAUGACUACGAUACUUGGGAUCAAACAGGUUUCAUGCUGAGAAGUGAUAUUGGUGACCACCUUACGCACUCAAAGUGGGGAGCGCAAGGCUGGUGCCGCCCGAGCUGUAUCCCCAUCAGCAUAAUCCUGAUCCUGAUAGUCCUGGUAGUUUUGCUGCCUUUGCUGGAUCACGCCGAGCACAAACACUUAAACAAUUCGAGUAUUUACGGAAAUGAAUCUGAGUACAUCUGCAAGGACAGCUGCCGUAUUUCGCUGGUCGAAUCAAUACCCAUCGGGGUGAUUUACGACAAUAAUUCAGUGGUCCACCGGAGCACUUAUUCCACUUGGAUUGAGCUCAUUCAGUCCGCUCAAUAUACUAUUGAAAUUGCGUCAUUAUACUGGACUAUGACCAGACAAGAUGUUUAUCCCGACGAUAGCGCCCGAGAGAACGCGCCUUCCCAACUGAGCCCGAACUUCGACACCGAGUACUUAUCAAAAAAAGCCAACGCCGAAGUUAGAAGUCUAAAUUUCGCAGCUCUUUUCGGUGGCGGUGUAUUACACACCAAAUUAUGGCUGAUAGAUCGUACGCAUGUCUACGUCGGUUCAGCGAACAUGGACUGGAGAUCCUUAACCCAAGUUAAAGAACUGGGCGUUCUUAUCCAAAAUUGCACAUGUUUGGCGAAUGAUUUUGCCAAAAUAUUUGAGGUUUACUGGCAGCUGGGUAAAGACGGAAGAGUUCCGGCGUCCUGGCCGGAUUCCGUCAGUACAAAAAUAAAUAUCAACAAUCCAGUGAACUUAACUAUGGAGGGCAAUAAUUACAGAGGAUUUAUCACGAGUUCUCCGGCGCCCCUGUCUCCUAAGGGCAGAUCCAACGAUAUCGACGGGAUUCUGCACUGUAUAGAGAAAGCUGAAAAAUUUAUUUAUAUAUCUGUGAUGGAUUACGCUCCUCUGACCGUCUACUCGCCAAAAGUUAAGUACUGGCCGGUAAUAGACAACGCAUUGAGGUCAACGGCCAUCGACAGACGGAUCAGGAUAAGAUUGUUGAUCUCCUGGUGGAAACAUUCGCGCAAAUCCGAGGAUAAUUUCCUGGCUUCCUUGAUGGAUCUUACCAAUAGUUACAAGAAUGUCAGGAUUGAAAUCAGGCGCUUUGUUGUACCGACUAAUGAAGAGUUUGAUAAAAUUCCCUUUGGAAGGGUUAAUCAUAAUAAAUAUAUGGUCACUGACUCGGCGGCUUAUAUUGGAACCAGUAAUUGGUACGGAGAUUAUUUUAUAGAUACUGCUGGUAUUGGAUUAAUAUUAGAAGACGCCGAUCACAAAAACAACGAAAGCAUUCGCCAACAACUAGAAGACGUAUUUCUCCGCGACUGGAACUCUCCUUACUCAUACCCAUUGAAUACGACUCCAACAGCAAGUCGAAUUCGUUCAGCGGUUAAAAACAAAAUGAAUUACUUCCUACCGUACUAUCACCAUCACAUACACGCGUAA